Messenger RNA from Ceratosolen solmsi marchali, 854 nucleotides. RefSeq names its product Follicle cell protein 3C. The record is from RefSeq and is a predicted model, not a curated record. The transcript has 4 exons. Bases 257 to 739 code for a protein of 160 amino acids. NCBI's taxonomy places the organism in Eukaryota, Metazoa, Arthropoda, Insecta, Hymenoptera, Agaonidae.
UAUAAAAGUUUAUUUAAAUUAAAUUGUAUUGACAAAAGUAUACAUAUAAAAGUAGGUCUUACAGUACAUGUUAAGGUAAAUAUUACAUCAGUCAUGCAAAAUUCUGCACACUCAGCAAUCUGAUUUUUGUAUAUAUUGAUUUCGUCACUAAUUAUACAAACAUUUGUAAAAGGAUAAAGCAAGAAAACAGUAACAGUUGAACCAGUUACACUCGAUCCGGUAAAGCUAUAACAUUCUUUGGUCUGGUACAGUAAAGAUGUACUCAAUAUUUUUUCUAUGUUUAUUUAUGCCAUUAACUUAUGCUCUUGAUGACAACUCAAUAACAGAAAGCACUUCCCCUACAAUGACAACCGAAUCUCUAAUUAGUUCUUCAGCUUUAAUUACAGAAGCUCCUGUAAUUGGUUGCACUUGUGGGGUAUUUUUAAGUGGUCAGUUUAAAAAAGGAAGUAAAGAACAACCUAAAGGAAAUCCAGCUCUUCUUCAUGAGCAUCCUGAUGUAUUUCCAUGUUCUAAUAUAGGCAACAAAAUGUGUACCAAUAAAUGUUUAGAUGUUAUCGUAAAACAUUUACCCAACAGCCCAACUAUCCUUUGUGGAUCAAUUGAUAGGGAUUGUCAUAAAGAAAGAGCAUACUUAUUCGUAAAGAAUUGCAAAGAUGAAUGGGUAAAUACAAAUCUUUCUGCUGGCCGGGAAUACUGUUGUAAGGAUGGCCUUCCUUACAAAUGUCCCAUCAUAAGCUGAGUCACUCAAUUUAGGAUAUAUAUUAUUUUUUAUAUUGUUAGUAAAUAUAAGGCGUGUCUAAAAAUUCGUACAAAGCAUAAGAAUAAUAAUGAAAAUAUUAGAUCUCAAUAUUAAA